GGGCUGUUCAAAAUCCCCGCCUGGAGCCCAGGGCCAGGGCUUGGGGCCAUGGAUGUUCUUGUACCCUCAGGUGUGCAGCUAUUGGAUGAAGCGCAGGCAGGAGUCCGGCUGCUGAAAGCCCAGCUGAACAACGUCAGUGCAGCGCGAGCAGCAGUGCCAGGUCGCUGCAGUCACCUGCUGCCAAAGUUCUCCAGGAGCUGGAGGUUUUACAGUGGAAACCUCUAUUACUUUUCACAAGAAAAAAAGUCGUUUGAUGAGGCCGAGCGGUUCUGUGUGUCUCAGGACUCGCACCUGACCUCUGUCUCCUCCCAGGCAGAACAGGUGAGUGCAGGAACCUCCGAGGGGUUUGGAUAA
Messenger RNA from Chelonoidis abingdonii (Abingdon island giant tortoise), 354 nucleotides. The record is from RefSeq and is a predicted model, not a curated record. NCBI's taxonomy places the organism in Eukaryota, Metazoa, Chordata, Testudines, Testudinidae.